AUGACUAUCAUUGUUGCGGACGACUCGUUACAAAUAGAGAAAAUAUCUAAACCAAAUGUUAAACAUUAUUUGAUGCCAUAUACAUCGGGAUAUUUUGCUGGACGUAACUUAGCACUGAGCCAGGUCCAAACAGAGUUUGUGCUCUACGUCGAUGAUGACUUUAUUUUUACGAAUGAAACAGUGCUCGAGAAAAUGGUGGACAAAUUAGAAAACUAUCGUAUAACGUUGGUUGCUGAGGCGGUUCACAAUGGAGUGAUUAUUGCCGGUCGUGCAAAUAUGAUCGAAAUAGGUUAUUCCAAAAAAGGCAUGUGCUAUAGGCACAAACAAAUUGACAUAACACACCCAUAUUUACCACAUUGUUGGUGGACUGAACUGUCAUUGAAUUUCUUUAUGGCAAGAACCAAAACACUGCAACGUAUUGGUUUUGAUCAGAAUAUUGUAACAUCGACUCGGGGACAUGCUGAAUUUUGGAUAGAUGCCCUUGGGAAAAGUAACAGCAUUUUCUGCAACGACGUAACAGUUAACCACGAUAGCAAAAGUGUUGCCAAUGCUGUGUAUACAAAGGCUCGAAGUAAUCUCCGACAUUACUUAUUGCGUGAAAUAUUGUUUAAAAAAAAUUUCUGUGAUAUUCUCUUGCGUUAA
This is a messenger RNA of Saccoglossus kowalevskii, 642 nucleotides long. RefSeq names its product beta-1,4 N-acetylgalactosaminyltransferase 1-like. The record is from RefSeq and is a predicted model, not a curated record. Lineage: Eukaryota; Metazoa; Hemichordata; Enteropneusta; Harrimaniidae.